AUGUCAUUCAUCACACGAGCCACACCCUACUUCAUUCAAUGCAAUUCUCAUGGUUCCUUGCCCGUUUAUACUAAUGUUCGCAAUGGUGGCACAAAAUAUCUCGUUACAAUCCGCAACGUCCAAGGCCAGCUUAACUCUCUCGCCAACGACUUAAAAAAAUCCCUCUUCAGCCACAAUUCUCCAGAGGCCAAUCGACUAAAAGUUCAGGCCAUAGCACAAAGGCAUCUUGUCAUCAUGGGUGGCCGUUGGAAGAAUGAUGUGAUCAGUUGGCUCACGUCCAAGGGUUUUUACAUAUGUACUAUCAUUAUUUAA
Messenger RNA from Suillus fuscotomentosus, 312 nucleotides. RefSeq names its product ribosomal protein L49/IMG2. The transcript is spliced from 2 exons. Gene Ontology annotation, molecular function: structural constituent of ribosome. The coding region runs from base 1 to 312 and encodes 103 amino acids. The record is from RefSeq and is a predicted model, not a curated record. NCBI's taxonomy places the organism in Eukaryota, Fungi, Basidiomycota, Agaricomycetes, Boletales, Suillaceae. Gene Ontology annotation, cellular component: mitochondrial large ribosomal subunit; ribosome. Gene Ontology annotation, biological process: translation.